GAGUCCGGACACUCCCUUUCGCUGCCGCCUCCCCACCACACACGUCCACCCGCAUCCAUCCAUCCAGCCCUAUUUACGCCGGCGGCCUGAUGCGGUGACGCCUCCAGCGCUGCCCGAACCUGCCGGAGCACGGAACCGCGACCUCGUCGGUCAGUGCAGCCACGGUUUGGCAAGUCGUUGCAAGCAAGAACGACGAUCGAUGGCCACGCUCUCCUCCUGCAGCCGCCUCAGCGACACCGGCGCCGCGGCUAUCCGCCGCCACCAUCGCCGGCAGCCGGGCCGCGCGGGAGUCGUCGUCACCCGCCGGAGCUCCUCCGCGAGCGUUCGCACCGCCGCCGCCGCCGCCACGGCGGCCCCGGUUGCCGUUGAGCAGCAGAACAAGGAGGUGUCGCUGCCGACGUGGGCGGAGUUCGAGCUCGGGCGGGCGCCGGUGUACUGGAAGACCAGCAACGGCCUCCCUCCCUCCCCCGGUGAGGGCCUGACCCUCUUCUACAACCCGGCGGCGACGAAGAUGGCCCCGAACGACGUGUUCGGCGUGGCGUUCAACGGCGGCUUCAACCAGCCCAUCAUGUGCGGCGGCGAGCCGAGGCAGAUGACGCUGCAGGUCAGGGGCAGCGCCGACCCGCCCAUCUACACCAUCAGGAUCCGCGUCCCCCAGCACGCCGUGAGCCUGGUCUUCUCCUUCACCAACGGGGCCGAGUGGGACGGGCCCUACACCCUCAAGUUCAAGGUUCCCAAGCCAUGGCAGAACAAGCCGCUGAGCUUCUUCAACGAGGGCCUGGCGGACGAGCUGAACAGGGAGGGCGCCUGCGACCGGGCCAUCUACCCCGACGAGAACAUCGCCAUCACCAGCUGCGCCAUAGAAGGCUACUACGAAGAGGGGGGAGACCGGUGCAAGCUGGACAUCGUGAGCGGAUGCAUGGAUCCCAGCUCGGGCCUGUUCGACCCGCUGGCCACCGUCGACGACGGCUCGUGCCCCUUGGAGUCUGAUUCGGAGGAAUGAAGGGGCUUCAUCCGUAGGGAGACAAUGUCUGUGAAGCUUUGUGAUACUGUGAUACAGCCAUACAGGAGCAUGUAUGUAUGUAUUUAACCACAGCAACACCGAUACUGUGAUACAGCCAUACAGGAUCACACUUGCAGUAGUAUAGUUGUGGAAGUUUGCUACCUAUCUGUGCAAACUCUGUUAGAUCAACGCCAGAGGCAACUAGAAUACGCAGGUAGCUAGGGGUGGUAAAGUGAAGUGCUUCAAAUUUUAGCAUAAAUAAUCUAAAAGCCGGACUCUUAUUUUAUA
Molecule: messenger RNA, 1291 nt
Organism: Panicum hallii
Lineage: Eukaryota; Viridiplantae; Streptophyta; Magnoliopsida; Poales; Poaceae
Exons: 6
Coding region: 200-1003 (267 amino acids)
Biological process (GO): chlororespiration
Cellular component (GO): chloroplast stroma; thylakoid
Source: RefSeq, a predicted model, not a curated record